AGUGGUGGUUAUUCGACAGGAUCCGUCGAAUCGAAAAUGCAAUCGUCUAGCCGCUGGAGAAAAUGCUCAAAAUGCAAUCAUAUAUUCAGCGAUUACAAACGUUGGUGUGGUCUUUAUCAAUCAAAAUACUUCGAAACUGUUCAUCCGAAUUGGACAAGUUGGGCACUAUACAUCAGGCGACUUGGCGUGAAGAUUGUUGGAAUGGAUGGGAUAGAGAAAAAUGAUUGGGUAAAUAUAGGUGGAAAGUCACCUGAAGCCUUAUGUGGAAACCGUACACCUAGGCGGCGGACAUAUAGUUUUGCGACGAUAAUAUGGGAAAUGACUUCCGCUAGACAACAAUUUUUCGGUCGUACACAUAAACUUCAGUUGAUUAUGGAAAUUGUUGGCGGAGCUAGACCAACAAUCAUUGAAAGAACUCUAAAAUGGUUUGGAAUGAAGGCACAAACAAACGACCUGCUGCAACUGAAAUAG
Messenger RNA from Ambispora gerdemannii, 471 nucleotides. The record is from the annotation of a GenBank genome assembly. Lineage: Eukaryota; Fungi; Glomeromycota; Glomeromycetes; Archaeosporales; Ambisporaceae.